UGACUAUCCUAAGCUCCCUAACAAGUCUCUUCACGAGAGAGACCCCUGGUACCAGUGGGACCAGCCGGACAUGAGGCGUAACUGGGGAGAGCCGAUGCACUGGGACUUUGACAUGUAUAUUCGGAACCGUGUGGAUACAUCCCCUACUCCAGUUCCCUGGCACACCAUGCGCAAACACUUCCUUGUCUUUUUGAGUACCAUGCUGAUCAUGUUUGGUCUUGGAGAGAUCUAUCCAUCUUACAGGCCUGUGGGACCGAAGCAAUAUCCCUUCAAUGACCUGUAUCUGGAGAGAGGAGGAGACCCCAGUAAAGAGCCACCAGUGGUGACGCACUAUGAAAUCUGAAAGUUGAAGUGCUGUGUUUCUCCUACGUCAGCUCUGCUGGGGGUGGCGUCUUCUCUAGUGUUCACCGUGGCGUAUGUUAGCGCUUGUUCUGCAAUGUUCAGCCACUAACUGCAAUGAAAUACACUGAUGAUGCCUA
Molecule: messenger RNA, 479 nt
Organism: Opisthocomus hoazin
Lineage: Eukaryota; Metazoa; Chordata; Aves; Opisthocomiformes; Opisthocomidae
Source: RefSeq, a predicted model, not a curated record